Solea solea (common sole) is the source of this 1660-nucleotide messenger RNA. It is a transcript of the gene rhd, whose product is annotated as Rh blood group, D antigen. The record is from RefSeq and is a predicted model, not a curated record. Lineage: Eukaryota; Metazoa; Chordata; Actinopteri; Pleuronectiformes; Soleidae. Gene Ontology annotation, biological process: ammonium transmembrane transport; ammonium homeostasis. Gene Ontology annotation, cellular component: plasma membrane. Gene Ontology annotation, molecular function: ammonium channel activity. The coding region runs from base 28 to 1278 and encodes 416 amino acids. The transcript has 10 exons.
GAAGGUAACUUGCAGAGAACAUCUCCAAUGGCUCCUCGGUACGCACCAAGUCUGCGCUCCUGUCUGGCACCGACGCUGCUUCUCCUGCAGCUCGCUUUCAUUGUCAUCUUUUACUUUAAGACUGAGAUCCAGAUCCAUGUGCGCGCACACGGGGACUCCUUCAGCGACGUCUACCCAAUGUUCCAGGAUGUCAACGUGAUGCUGAUUCUAGGUUUUGGCUUCUUAAGCACUUUCCUGGUGCGUUAUGGUUUCAGUGCCUCUGCGUUCACUCUACUUGUGGCAGUGGUGGCCACUCAAUGGGCAAUUAUACUCAAUGGUAUUGAGACCUUCAGAGGAAAGAUCAGGAUAGAUUUGAGAAGUUUGAUAGAUGCUGAAAUGUGCACGGCCUCCGUCCUCAUUUCCAUUGGAGCCGUGCUCGGGAGGACCAACCCUGUCCAACUCAUCCUCAUCUCCCUGCUGGAGGUGUCAGGGUUUAUCCUGAAUAAAUGGGUCCUGCAGACCUGGCUCAAGGUUCAGCUGCUGAACAGCAUCAUGAUGCUUCACAUCUUUGGGACUUUCUUUGGACUCAUGCUGACUUGGACCAUGUACCGGAAAGGUUCAGAGCAGGGGUUUGAAAAGGAGAAAUUUGACCAAAGAUCUGGACUGUUCUCCAUGUUAGGGACUUUGUUUCUCUGGAUGUUUUGGCCAACUUUUAACUCCGUCCUUGUGGAUGAUCGUAUUCCUGGGAGGAAGCUCGGGGCCGUGUGUAGCACCUACCUGGCCCUGGCUGUCAGUGCUGUAGCAGCAGCUGCCAUGUCUGUGCUCUCCAGUCCUAAGGGAAAACUCAACCUGAUCCAUAUGCAGCAAUGUAUCCUUGCCGGUGGUGUCGCUGUUAGCGUCGCGAUAUCAGCGGUUUAUCAGCCAUGGGUAGCCAUGACAAUUGGACUCACUGCUACAGUCGUCUCGACCGUUGGACACCGAUACCUAAAGACACAAAUGCUUCUUGCAUUUCAAUGCCACGACACCUGCACUGUUCUCAGCACCCAUGGACUCCCCGGUCUCCUGGGGUGGCUAAUACGUCUCAUCCUGGAGGUUCAAGAGUUAGAUGAUCACACGACGGCAAUCCGCUUUGCUGUAUUUCAUAUCUGUGCUCUCCUCGCCACCAUCGCUAUAAGUUUGUCCAUGGGAAUCAUCACAGGACUUUUACUCAAGUGGGACUUCUGGAGACCGCCCCAAGAAAACAAGUGUUAUGAUGACCAGGCUUUCUGGGAGUUUCCUCAUCUUGCAAAAAGACAGUAAGAACGUGGAGUAGACGCAGUCCGGAACACUGGAGGAGGAAGCUAUUUUCAUACUGAUGUAUAUAGAUGUUUUUUUUUUAAAUACAAUGAAGUAAUGAGAUGUUUAUAUUUGUGCAGUGCUUAAGGAAGAGAAAAAAUCAAAGCAGCAAAAACGAUGAAUGAAAGAUUUAUUCACUGUUUGGUAUGUGUAUGUUAAUGCUGCCAUGAUUGCCGGACAAUGACGUCAUGGUUCGGCUGUUAAACAAGCAAAAUUGAAGUGUUGCAGUAAAGUACAAAUCUCUAGUACGCAAACAAAAUAUACAGUUGUGAAACCUUUGCUGAUUUCUGGUCAUUAUAGUCCAAGCAAAACUAACCAUGAACAAUAAAUGUGGAUGGUGGCAAAG